AUGAAUCAAAGUGAAAAUCAAUUUAAUUUUUUUAAUGAUGUAAAAGAAGGAAAUGUUGAAAUAAAGUUUAAUGAUAAAAACUUUUUAUAAAAUUAUGUCACAUUUAUAUUUUAGAAUUCCCAAUAUAGAGUAAAUAAAACUGUACAGGAACAAUUUACUUUACAACAUUUUAAAAGAUUCAUUACUGUAUAAUAUAUAUUAUUUUUAGGUAUUGUUCAAACAAUGUUAAUUUGGAUCUAAAAGGGGAAGAAAGAUUUAGAAAUUUAUGGGUAGAAGAUUGUCUAAUUUAGUAUAUAAUUCUUGUAGAGUUUACUGAUAAAAUAAAUGAUGCAAUGAA
Molecule: messenger RNA, 337 nt
Organism: Paramecium sonneborni
Lineage: Eukaryota; Ciliophora; Oligohymenophorea; Peniculida; Parameciidae
Source: the annotation of a GenBank genome assembly